Molecule: messenger RNA, 435 nt
Organism: Cylindrotheca closterium
Lineage: Eukaryota; Bacillariophyta; Bacillariophyceae; Bacillariales; Bacillariaceae
Source: the annotation of a GenBank genome assembly
AUGUCAAAUGUAUCGCUCUUCAAAGCUUAUGGCGAUGGUGAACCACCUCCAUAUUACAGUUUCAAUCCUAAGUAUACAAGCGAUGAAAAAUUUGGUCAGGGAAGAAUCAAAUCGGCCUGUUCUGAGGUCAAGAACAACUCCUUGAAACUGACAGGUAAUGCUGAAAAAGACCCACUUGCUGGCCUUCAUUGCAUGGGUAUUUUGGAUCUUGUGAACCACGACAAUAUCAAGGAUGUCAUCAUGGUCGUUCCAUUCCAAGGAACCAAAAAAUUGCGAGAGAAAAUAGAGGCGUUGACAAGCUCUUGCUCGACGAUGAACAGAUUGAAAUAUGUGAAACAAAAGGUGCUCGUUGUCACAGGAGCAAAAGUUGAGCCUGUGAAUAGGAGAGUAAUCAAGGACCCUGAUGGAGUGAAGAUGUAUUUUUCUUUUGGUUGA